Heterobasidion irregulare TC 32-1 is the source of this 1092-nucleotide messenger RNA. RefSeq lists its product as uncharacterized. Bases 1 to 1092 code for a protein of 363 amino acids. The record is from RefSeq and is a predicted model, not a curated record. Lineage: Eukaryota; Fungi; Basidiomycota; Agaricomycetes; Russulales; Bondarzewiaceae. Gene Ontology annotation, biological process: DNA-templated DNA replication; DNA repair. Gene Ontology annotation, molecular function: ATP binding; DNA clamp loader activity; ATP hydrolysis activity. The transcript is spliced from 7 exons. Gene Ontology annotation, cellular component: nucleus; DNA replication factor C complex.
AUGGUGGCCAACUUCUUCCAGCAGCAGUCGUCAAAGAAAUCAACGGAAAAAGGAGAAAAGCAUGUCGUUGAUUCGAACUUACAGCCCUGGGUCGAAAAAUAUCGCCCAAAGACAAUUGACGAUGUAUCAUCACAGGAGCACAUCAUUGCUGUACUUGAAAAGACAUUGACUUCGACGAAUCUUCCGCACAUGUUGUUCUAUGGACCGCCAGGAACCGGUAAAACAUCCACAAUCCUUGCUCUUGCACGUCAGCUUUUUGGCCCUGACAACUUUCGCUCGCGUGUUCUGGAGCUCAACGCCUCGGAUGAGCGUGGCAUCUCCAUCGUGCGUGAGAAGAUCAAGAAUUUUGCUCGUCAGACCCCUCGAGCGACUACCGUCGCAUCCGAUGGCAAAACAUAUCCCUGUCCACCUUACAAAAUCAUCAUUCUCGAUGAAGCAGACAGCAUGACACAGGACGCACAAGGUGCGCUCAGGCGUAUCAUGGAGACCUACGCGCGCAUCACUCGCUUCUGCCUUGUAUGCAACUAUGUAACUCGAAUCAUCGAGCCGCUCGCGUCUCGUUGCUCCAAAUUCCGCUUCAAACCCCUUGACGCGACAUCCUCGUCCGCCCGCCUCCAACAUAUUGCCAACGACGAACACAUCACUGUUUCACCACCGGUUCUUUCCGCACUUAUUUCAACAUCCAACGGAGAUCUUCGUCGUGCCAUUACAUACCUCCAGUCCGCGGCCCGCUUAUCUGCCGCAAGCAUACCUCCAGAACCUAUCACAGCACGCGAUGUCCAAGAAAUCGCAGGCGUCGUUCCAGACUCGAUAGUACACGACUUUGCGCGCGCGCUCGGCAUUGAAACCCUACGCGGCUUUGAUUUGAUUCGGGAAAAGGUUAGAAUGCUGAUGCGCGAGGGAUAUUCGGCGUCGCAAAUUUUGUCCCAGCUGCACGAUCUUAUCAUCCUUCACCCGACUCUAGCCUCACGGGAGAAAUCAAAAUGUGCGCUGGUGAUGGCCGAGGCUGAUAAAGCGCUUUGUGACGGCGCGGACGAGGAGCUGUGGAUUCUCGAAGUCGCACUUCGAAUAAAUAAAGCCAUAUCAUCAUGA